Messenger RNA from Microtus ochrogaster (prairie vole), 5401 nucleotides. It is a transcript of the gene Htr2a, whose product is annotated as 5-hydroxytryptamine receptor 2A. The transcript has 4 exons. The record is from RefSeq and is a predicted model, not a curated record. Gene Ontology annotation, cellular component: dendrite; plasma membrane. Bases 653 to 2062 code for a protein of 469 amino acids. Gene Ontology annotation, molecular function: neurotransmitter receptor activity; G protein-coupled serotonin receptor activity. Gene Ontology annotation, biological process: release of sequestered calcium ion into cytosol; chemical synaptic transmission; phospholipase C-activating serotonin receptor signaling pathway. NCBI's taxonomy places the organism in Eukaryota, Metazoa, Chordata, Mammalia, Rodentia, Cricetidae.
CCUGGCUGUCGCCACCUUCCAGGUUAUGACAGCGACAGAAGGAGGUCUGAGGAAGGAGAUAGGGCUGCUUAUUCUUCUGGAAACCCGGGAGCCACUUGGUGCAGACAGCCCUUCCCACUUUCCCUGCGGCUCUUUUGUGUGACUUUGAGAGGGGCUCCCCGGUGACUGAUUCCUCACUGGGCGCCUGCUGAGCCGAGCAGCCAGCUCUGGGAGGGAGGGACCCUAGCAGAGUGGAGCGGUAGCCAGAGGCAGCCAGCGCAGACCUCAACUGCUGGAUCUGGCUUGCAGUUUUUGAAGUCAGCAGAAUCAGAAAUUAAAUUACUAUCAUUUUGUGCUGCUGGAAGCUUAAGAAGAGGGGAUUCCGCACCAGCUCAGUCACCACCAUGCGACAGGCGAGUCACAGGACGGUGGACCCUGGCGACAACGUAUCUCUCCCGUGGACUCCUCCUAGCGCUGUGAAGGGAGGAGGCACUAUCAAGAGCCGUCACACUUAACUCUUACGAUGGGAGAGGAAAAGGCAGCCGGAGGAGCCACACAUGGGCUCCAUCCACUUCAACGCGUCCUAGAGCCAGGACACGAAGAUGAAUGGUGAGCCAAGCCUGUGACUUGCGAGUCUCUCCAUACUUCAUUUGCUACAACUUCCGGCUCAGACAUGGAAAUUCUCUGUGAAGACAAUACUUCUCUGAGCUCGAUUCCAAACUCCUUAAUGCAAUUAGACGGUGACUCCAGGCUCUACCAUAACGACUUCAGAGACGCUAACGGUUCUGAUGCAUUGAACUGGACAACUGAUGCUGAAAACCGAACCAACCUGUCCUGCGAAGGGUACCUCCCACCGACAUGCCUCUCCAUCCUUCAUCUCCAGGGGAAAAACUGGUCUGCUCUAUUGACAACUGUAGUGAUUAUUCUGACCAUUGCUGGAAACAUACUGGUCAUCAUGGCAGUGUCCCUAGAGAAAAAGCUACAGAAUGCCACCAACUAUUUCCUGAUGUCACUUGCCAUAGCUGAUAUGCUGCUGGGCUUCCUUGUCAUGCCUGUGUCCAUGUUAACCAUCUUGUAUGGGUACCGGUGGCCUCUGCCUAGCAAGCUCUGUGCAGUCUGGAUCUACCUGGACGUUCUCUUCUCUACGGCCUCCAUCAUGCACCUGUGCGCCAUCUCACUGGACCGCUACGUCGCCAUCCAGAACCCCAUCCACCACAGCCGCUUCAACUCCAGAACCAAGGCCUUCCUGAAGAUCAUUGCUGUGUGGACCAUAUCCGUGGGUAUAUCCAUGCCGAUCCCAGUCUUUGGAUUGCAGGACGAUUCGAAGGUCUUUAAGGAGGGGAGCUGCCUGCUCGCUGAUGACAACUUUGUCCUCAUAGGUUCCUUUGUGGCAUUUUUCAUCCCCUUAACCAUCAUGGUGAUCACCUACUUCCUCACUAUCAAGUCACUUCAGAAAGAAGCCACCUUGUGUGUGAGCGACCUCAGCACCCGGGCCAAAUUAGCCUCCUUCAGCUUCCUCCCUCACAGUUCUAUGUCCUCCGAGAAGCUCUUCCAGCGGUCCAUCCACAGGGAGCCGGGCUCCUACGCAGGCAGGAGGACGAUGCAGUCCAUCAGCAAUGAGCAAAAAGCGUGCAAGGUGCUGGGCAUCGUGUUCUUUCUGUUUGUCGUCAUGUGGUGCCCCUUCUUCAUCACCAACAUCAUGGCCGUCAUCUGCAAGGAGUCCUGCAAUGAAAAUGUCAUCGGAGCCCUGCUCAACGUGUUCGUCUGGAUUGGGUACCUCUCCUCCGCUGUCAAUCCACUGGUCUAUACACUCUUCAAUAAGACUUACAGGUCUGCCUUCUCGCGGUACAUUCAGUGUCAGUACAAGGAGAACAGAAAGCCCCUGCAGCUAAUUCUAGUGAACACUAUACCCACGUUGGCAUACAAGUCUAGUCAACUCCAGGGGGGACAGAAAAAGAACUCAGAGGAAGUCACUGAACCAACAGGUAACGACUGCUCUAUGGUUACUCUAGGAAAACAACCCUCAGAAGAGACCUGUACAGACAAUAUCAACACCGUGAAUGAAAAGAUUAGCAGUGUGUGAUGGACCGGUUGCUCUGAGAACUACACUCGAACAAGGUUUUACCCUUGUGUGUGUGUGGAGAGGGGCAGGGGUAAGGAGGCUGGGACAAAUUAGACCACCCCAGUGACUCAACAGCCUAUGCCUCAUUGUGUUCUGUGUCCGAAGAGCAGCGAGUCGCAGUGUACACUGGGACAAUGUCCUGACAGCAUCUGAGCUAGGAGUGUUAGGGUUUUAUCAUUGUCCUUUUAACACUGUCAGUGAGAUCUUUAAAACCAUUUUUCCUUUACUGUACAAUUAUAAGGAGGCAUAAAAUCAAUCCAGCUCAUUUCUAUUAUCAAAUAGGAACCUCGCAGCUCUGUUGUUGAUGGGUGGCUUGGGAGUGAGUUGGUGACCGAUUAUUGUAUAUAAAAAUAGCUAGAAAUGAUGAAAAUAGUGAAUAGCCUCUUUUUAAAAAAAGAAGCGUUUAAAAUUCACCAUGACGCAUAUUUUGAAAAUAGAAAAUAGACAGUAUUAUGAAAUUUGUACUGCUAAUACAAUUGAUUGAAAUACUUGACAAUAUUUUUCAUUCUUGCCUUUUCAUAGAUGCCAUUUUGAAAUGUUCACAAGAUUGCUGGCAUCCGCUGCGUUUGUCAUUUAAUUCUCAGAUGUGGAAGGGUUUUAAAUGUUAUUCGAUAACGCGCUGCUUUCUCUUCUACUUCUUGGGCUUUACCUGAAUUUGCAAUGUGGUCUUGUUUCUUAUAUUUUCAUCUCUGUAAACUAACUAUCAAAGGAUAAUUUCGCUUUUCGAAAUACAGUUCUAGAAAUUGCUUCAAAAAAAAAAAAAAAAAGCAUCCUGGAGGUGUUUGGUCACGCUCUACGGAACCACUGCAUUGCGCAUGCGCCCUUUGAGCUGCGACCAGUACAUUGAGUUGACUGUCCCAGCUAAGCAAUAAACUCAGGUUUCUCGCUGUUAGCAGUAGUUUCUUAGGCUAUUUCUGUAAAAAUUUAAAAAAAAUAAAUAAAUAAACCAAGUGACUUUCCUACUGACACUUAAUCAGGUAAAACUGAUGUUUUCAAAGGGCAGGGGGUGUAGCUCCAAUGAUGAGCGCUCAUCCAGCUCACAGGAAGCCCUACCUUUGACCCCCAGUGCUGUGUGAAGCCGUGGUGCAGGCCAGUAAUCCUAGUCCUUGGGAAAUGCAGGUGAGAGAAUCAGGAUUUCCACGUCAUUCUCAGCUAUGUACCAGGUUUGAGGUCAGUGUGGACAGCAUGAAACCCUGUCUCUGAGAAGUUAAAAACAUGAUACUUUGAGAUUGAUGUAUUUAUAUUACUUAUUAAAACGGGUUAGCUUGACAGUGAUCUACUGAGUGUAUCUUCGGAGUGGAGCAGUUUCUUAGUUGCUAAGGAUAUCAAAAGGAAUGCAUAAGGUCUUUGCAUUUAACAAAGGACAACUUAAUUGGUUGUUAUCAAAAGUAUGAACGGAUUUGUUUUGAGAAUCAAUCAGUUCGGUUUCUUUUUUUUUACCUGAUUCAGAAAAGAGUUUGUAUCCACUCGUGAGAAUAUUUUAUUUCAGUUUUCCUCAUUUGCCAAGCAGGCAAGGAAAUGGGGGAAAAGUUGAAUCAAGGAUUUGAACUGACGUAUAGGAAUAACCACCUCAUUCUGGAUCCAGUCCAUGACUAUCAAGGCUUAAAGCAAUAUUUUUGUUCCUUCCUCUAAAACUGCAUUCAUUUUACUCUGAAAGACACUAGCUCCCAAUGAAAGAGCAAAUACAGCUGUGCAGUGGUGGCGCACACCUUUAAUCUCAGUGGUUGGGAGGCAGAGGCAGGCAGAUCUCUGUGAGUUCUGAGACCAGCCUAAUCUAUAAGAGCUAGUUCCAAGACAGGCUCCAAAGCUACAGAGGAACCCUGUCUCGAAAAACCAAAAUAAAUAAAUUAAAUUAAUUUUUUUUUUAAAAAAAAGCAAAUAUCAGUUACCAUAAUGUUUUGUAGAAAUGGCUAUUACAGACUAAUGAGAAUCAGCCACCGUUGGUCCACCUUGACACUGUGAUGCCCAAGGGUAAACUGCACAUUUCUGUUGGGACAGACAAUAGAUGCAGGAUAAAAUGCUGAAAGGUUUUUACUGACUAUAAAGGUGUUUUUCUAUAAGUCUUUGGGAAAUGUUACAGGUUUGGGGAAUUAAAGAAUAUAGGAAGCUUCAUUGCGUACGUUGGGAAUACAUCAAAGUUUUCCCAAGUUUGUCCUUACAGGAACUUCAGAUGACGGCCUUUCCUUCAGACAUAGAAUUGAUAGUGUGUCUCUACUACUGGGGUUGUUUUUAAAAGGAGUUAGCCCUUAAUAACUAGACCCUAAUGACUGCUAAAAAUAGAAGUCGGAAGAAGUCUGCUCUAAUGCGUUUUGCCUUAGUUUCAAACAUGUCAAUAUGCAUUAAGGAAAAGAUUACAGAUUCAAAUCCACGGACUUAAUUCAUCAGGAUGAACACAAAUACUGCCUGGCAGAUGUCUUUUGACUACACAUAUAUUACCAGUGUGUAUGUGGUUUUUCUCUCUGUAAGUAUCUAUUGAAGUGUAUAUAAGAAAAUGUGUGCCUGUAUAUAUGUACAGACAUGUUCCCAUGCACUUUAUUCAAUAUUUAUAUAUUUAUAUGGAAGAAGAGCAAGUCGGUGAAAACAUACACAUGUGCAUGUUUGAAUCAUGUUGAUCUAAAUGUGAAUUCAUGUUCUAAUAUUCCUAUGACCUUCCAUGGCUGCCAAGGGAGGUCACUGUGUAACAGAGAUGCCCUUUAAAUAAACUGGAAGUUGCUUUCAUGGUAUGGAAAAUUUUUCACACAGUUCUAUCAGGGUGUUGAAAACAAUCAUCUGUGUUCCAUAAAUUAAUCUUAAAUUGAAUGGUAGCUUAAGGCCUCUCUUUAGUCUGGGUCCUUCCUGACCUCUAUGGCUUUUCAGAUACCCUCCUCUCCCCAGUAGGGGGAGCAAUGACCCUCUAAUGAUUUAGGAAUCCGUGAUGAAAGGAUUCAUUUCUAGUCAAUACUAUUAAAAGAGUAACAAACUUCACUCUUCUUUAAGUUGAAUGAUAGCUUCUUCUAGACCUAAGGGGUUCAAUGCCAUAGUUAAGGAAAACCCAGUUAAAACUUACAUAAUCUAUUUGGCCACAUUGCCAUCUCAUGGUCAGUUUUGGGAAGUGCCACCAAAGUCCAAUCAAAUUGCAACUGUACUGCUUUUGGCAAAAGGGUUCUUCUCCCAUUUUGUGCACUGAUGAAACAUAUUUAUAAAGUGUUGUUAUUCUGUGCCAUAUGUAACAAACAUAGUGAAGAUUUAUUUUAUGUACUGAUUUUAAUCUAUUCUAAAAUAUUUCAAGAAUGAAUGAUUAAUUGCCAAUAAAGUACAUUA